This is a messenger RNA of Paramuricea clavata, 1203 nucleotides long. The record is from the annotation of a GenBank genome assembly. Lineage: Eukaryota; Metazoa; Cnidaria; Anthozoa; Malacalcyonacea; Plexauridae.
AUGGUUAUUAAAGCGGAUGGUCAUGCAAUGUAUAGCUCUGUUAUAAAUACGCUUUUACCGGAUAAUAAUCAUCUCACUGACACAAAUAGUGAUUUGGCUAAAGAUCUUAGUUCUACACGAACGAUUAAUGAUGAAAUAACUGCCUUGGCUAUGAAGAAUCUGAAGUUAUCUUGGGCUGGUGAUUUCGAAUCUUUAAAACGUGUUGUUAGUGAUUAUAUAAAAUUUGACGGGAAAUGGACUUCGCCCGGAGGAGAGAAGAAAGUUUGCAGUAAUCCAGAUACAUCUAUCACCUGGUGGAAAAAUAAAAAGUUCCUUCUGGUUGAAGGUAAUCAAGCUGAAAGGAUAAUUGAACUAUUUAUUGUAAUUUUAACGAAUAUCGCUUCGUUUCGCCCCUCAGAUCGGCCGGGUAAUAUAAACAUAGAUCUCCCGAAUUCAGAUAAAAUUAAUCUUGUUAGUUCCUGUUCGUGCAAAUGUAACAAUUUGACUGUUGAUAUCGAAGGAAUAAAACUAGAUAACGUGGUUCUUGAGUCGAGGAUGGAACAUAAAACCAACACUAACACUGAAAUUAUCAAUAAUGUACAACAAGAGUUGCUUAAGUUGCAGAGUAAAUGUGACAUGUUAGCAGAUCGAGUGGGGAAUAUAGAGAGCUCAAACGAUGAGCGAGACAGUGAUACUAUCGCUAGUUUGGAACGCCAAAAUAAAUUUCUUGUUGAGGAGGUGAAAAACUUAAAUUUUAAGUUGAAAAAUCUCGAGAAGAAGGCAAAAGCUGAGAACGCAAAAGCUGAGAACGCAAUUAAUAUUCAUGCUAAUGAUAUUUCCUCUCCUAAAACCACCCAUGUGAAUAAUGAAAUGCAUGUUAUGAGUAUAAGUAACCAAAAGCUGAGAACGCAAAAGCUGAGAACGCAAUUAAUAUUCAUGCUAAUGAAUAUUUCCUCUCCUAAAACCACCCAUGUGAAUAAUGAAAUGCAUGUUAUGAGUAUAAGUAACCUUAUUCUUGAUGACUCUGAAGAAAUUAGCAUUGUUUCUAGCGUUAAUGACCCGUACCACACUAAUGUUGGUCACAAUACGUGUAAUGAAAUCAACCGAGUGGCUCUUUACCUAAGGAACCUUGUUAUCCACAUGAGUCUAAUCAACAACAAAGUAUUCCAGUUCGUAUUACCUCAAUUAGGAAAUCAAAACAAACCCGUAAAAAAGCUAACUUGA